CUUGCAGUUCUUGCUGGAAAUCAGGUGGAAGGGCGGCACCAUCAGCCUGAUUGUCCUUCUUUCUCGUGCGGUCUUCUUGGAAACAUAUCGUCUCCAUUUCGUCGGGCAAGUGAUCCACCUGGGUGCGGCUAUCGAUCUUACGAGCUGGUUUGCAGUGAUACCAAGGCUACGAUAUGCAUCGGGAGUGCAACUUACUAUGUGUCUGGUAUCAACUACAGUAAUUUUUCCUUCUGGGUUGUUGAUGCCAACUUGGAUUUACACAACAGCUGCCCUCUACCUCGGUGGAAUCCUCCAUACCCACACGACAACAUGGAAGUCGAAUUGGACCCCCUUGUAGAUGCUCGGGCUUGCUUUGUAAAAUGCUCUCAGGAAGUAAAGGGCACUGGUACGUACAUGCCUGUUGCUUGCCUAAGCACCAACGAUUCUUUUGUUUACGUGCUAACUGGCCUCAGAUCUACAUACAUGGAGUACCUUCAACCUUCUUGUGGGUACUUGGCCGUGACUCCUCGACCUUGGGACA
Molecule: messenger RNA, 520 nt
Organism: Aegilops tauschii subsp. strangulata
Lineage: Eukaryota; Viridiplantae; Streptophyta; Magnoliopsida; Poales; Poaceae
Source: RefSeq, a predicted model, not a curated record